Molecule: messenger RNA, 2453 nt
Organism: Danio aesculapii
Lineage: Eukaryota; Metazoa; Chordata; Actinopteri; Cypriniformes; Danionidae
Gene: angpt2b
Product: angiopoietin 2b
Exons: 9
Coding region: 432-1901 (489 amino acids)
Biological process (GO): Tie signaling pathway
Molecular function (GO): receptor tyrosine kinase binding
Source: RefSeq, a predicted model, not a curated record
UGGCACUGAGUUCAGAAGUUCUCAAACUCAAAGCAUCCAAGGCAGGAUUGUCAUUCGAACGAGACUGAAAAACUAUUGAGAGGGUAAAUAAACAGAGAGGAUGUUUCUGUUGCUGAGCUGUCCUGAGUGUAAAGUGAGCGAGGAAUAGCAAACAAUCUCGCUCUUUCAGGCUGCUGUCUGGAUAUCGUUGCUUUUAAAUUUACUGCAUUUUUCUUUUUUUGGCAAACAGCACUACAAGUGAAAAAAACGACUCCCUGGAGCGACCCAUCAAGAAAAGAAAAAGAAGCAGAACUUGAACUCCGAACUUCAGAAAAGUCAAAAGUGCUAAUCCGAGAGAAACGCUCUCUUCAAACCUGCUUUCCAGAGGAGUGACCGCAGUAUUUCAUCCAUCCUUGGAUUAUAACUUUCCCCAGUGUCUGCGUUUUCCUGGGAUGGGCAGCCUGCCGUGUCUGUGCUACCUGGCAGCAGCAGUGGCGGUGGCGAUUGGCUCGGAGCGACGGCAACACCAGGUGCAGCAUGGCCCCUGCCGCUACACUUUUAUCCUGCCAGAGGUGGAGCAGUGCCGGCCUGCGGGAGACUUCCAGGUGACCAACUCCCUCCAGCGGGACUCACCCUCAGCCCCCGAGUCGCCCCAUGCUGAACCCAGCUGGCAGGAAAGGAAGCUGGAGACCCUAGAGAGCGCCACCGAGAACAAUACGCAGUGGCUGCAGAAGCUGGAGAGCUACAUUCAGGAGAACGUUCGAUCAGAGAUGGAGCGUAAUGUCAUUCACACUCAGACAGCCACUAUGCUGGAGAUCGGAACCAAUCUUCUGAGCCAAUCAGCGGAAAACACGCGCAAACUGACAGAUGUGGAGACACAGGUGCUGAACCAAACCAGUCGUCUGGAGAUCCAGCUGCUGGAGUACUCUCUGAGCACAAACCGGCUGGAGAAGCAGCUCUUAGAGCAAACUCAGGAGGUCUCCCGUCUCAAUGAUAAAAACAGCUACAUGGAACAGCGCUUUGCAGACAUAGAGGCCAAGCACAGCCGAGAGCUUCAGACCAUCCAGCAGGAGAAGCAGCAGCUGCUGGAGCUUCUGGACAGACAGAACGAGUUGGUCAGUCUGCUGGAAGGAGAACUGGCCAGCUCCACUCGUAACAGCACACUGAUCCAGCGGCAGCAGGCUUCGCUCACUGACACCGUGCAGCAGCUGCUGGCUAUGGUCACUCACUGUAACGAUAUUUCCACUCCAGUUGAUAAGGGGAUGUUGAAGUUUCGAGACUGUGCUGAGAUAUUCAAAUCUGGAGUGACAGAAAGUGGCAUAUACAGCAUUCAUCUCCCUAAUUCCACCCAGAAAACUAAGGUAUUCUGUGAUAUGAAAACUAAAGGAGGAGGCUGGACUGUCUUUCAGCAUCGCUAUGAUGGAUCAGUUGAUUUCAACCGUGACUGGAAUGAUUACAAACUGGGAUUUGGAGAUCCAUCAGGAGAGCACUGGUUAGGAAAUGAUGCCAUCCACCUGCUCACCACAACAAAAGACUACACUCUUCAGGUUCACCUCAAAGAUGCAGAGGAACACCAGGCUUAUUCUCAGUACGACACUUUCUACAUUGAAGGAGAAGAUAAGAAGUAUAGUCUCCAUGCCAGGGGUUUCAGUGGUACAGCUGGACGCACUAGCAGUCUUACCCACUCGGGGACCCAAUUCAGCACUAAAGAUCAAGACAAUGACCAGUGCAGCUGCAAGUGUGCUCAGAUGGCCACCGGAGGCUGGUGGUUUGAAGCUUGCGGGCCGUCCAAUCUCAACGGGAUAUAUUACUCUGGAAACUCCAACGUGAUACGCUAUAACAGUAUAAAAUGGUACUACUGGAAAGGGCCAAGUUGGAUGGCAACCAAGACCACUAUGAUGGUCCGGCCUGUGGACUUCUAAAAGCAGGAAGAGACUCUCACAACUGUAUCAUUUGACUUUUACUGACAGCCAGAUCAUCCAAACAAGCCGGUGCCAUCAAUGAAAAUUAUGGACAACUUGAGCACCAGACAGCUUGUGUCCAUGCCAUUGUAGCCGUUCAAUCUGUCUCCAUUUUGUUUGUUUAGUCUGGCGAAACAGGCACAAAUUGCACCAUAAAUGUUUUAUUUCCCCUUAUAGCGAAGCUCUUCCAAUGUAAAAUGCAAUGAACUGGAAUGGCUGAUCAGUGUUCACAUUUGUACUUGAUGUUUUGGGCUCGAUGUGUGUGUGUGUGUGUGCGGUGAAACCCUAACCCUUCUCCAUGCAGUGAAACCUACAGUAGGAUCUCCUGAGAUUUCUUCUCGUAUUGUAGUACUAGAAAAAAAAUAAUGAGAGAAAACCCUUAUAAAAGUGCUCAAGACACUGAAACAGAUGUGUGUUUUAUAAGCAGAACUUUCUUUCUAAAAUAUAUAUUUUGUAAUAAAACAAGAGACAUCUAAUCAGGCUUUCCCACAUCAUUCUGUUCACCCUUUAGUA